Messenger RNA from Staurois parvus, 1242 nucleotides. The record is from the annotation of a GenBank genome assembly. Lineage: Eukaryota; Metazoa; Chordata; Amphibia; Anura; Ranidae.
AUGAGCGGCAGGAGGAGAGAGGAGCAGAGUGACCCCCUGCUGACAUGGAUGCAAACUUUUCAAGUGUCGGGUCCCUGCACAUCUUAUGAGGACCUGACAGGCGGUGUAGCUAUUGCUCAGGUCCUGAAUGUCAUAGAUCCCAGCUGGUUUAAUGAGACCUGGAUUAUGCGGAUAAAGCCAGACACAGGAGAUAAUUGGAGGAUGAAGGUAAACAACUUGAAGAAAAUCCUUCAGAGUGUUCUGGAGUAUUACCAGGAUGUACUAGGCCACCCAGUUUCGGAGGAUCAUAUUCCAGACGUUACAUUGAUCGGGGAGUUCUCCAACACAGCAGAGCUCAGGAAGAUGGUGCAGCUUGUCCUGGGAUGUGCCAUCAGCUGUGACAAGAAGGAAGAGCACAUCCAGCAGAUCAUGACCUUGGGGGAAUCUGUACAGCAGGCCGUCAUGGAAUCCAUCCAGGAACUCCUGAGUAAGGAACCUUCUGAUGCCGUGACAGCCGACACUUACGUGAACUAUGACAGUCAGUCCCGUAAAUAUUACUACAUCAGUGAGGACACAGAUGAGAAAAGUGACAUCCUGCAGCGCUGUCAUGACUUGGAGCAGCAGGUCUCAGUGCUGAUGGAAGAAAAGAGGAGCCUGAUGUCAGAAAACAGAGCCCUUCGGGACCAGCAGGAGGAGGAAGGAAUGGAUUCGCCUCAAAUGUUUAACAAGAAGAUGCUUCUGCUACAGAGUCAGAUUGAACAGUUACAGGAGGAAAACUACAGGCUGGAGAGUGCACGGGAUGACUACAGGCAGCGGUGUCAGGAGUUGGAUCGGGAGGUCCAGGAUCUACAGCAGCGUAACCAGGAUCUCACAGGGCUCGCACACGAGGCCCAAUCACUGCGGGAUGAGAUGGAUGUGCUCAGGCACUCCUCGGAUCGGGUGGGGAAGUUGGAAUCUUUGGUAGAGUCAUACAAGAAGAAACUGGAGGAUCUGGGUGACCUGCGCCGCCAGGUGAAGCUCCUGGAGGAGAGGAAUACAGUUUACAUGCAGCGCACCUGCCAGCUGGAGGAUGAGCUUCACAAGGCCCAUGCAUCUCGUGGACAGCUGGAGGGACUUUCCAGACAGAUCCAGGAACUGCAUAAGAAGCACUCCUCAGAAUCUCUACGUGCCGAGAAAUGGCAGUUUGAGUUCCAGACUCUUAAAGAGAAGUAUGAAGCUCUACAGAAGGAAAAAGAGGUGAGCCUGGGUACUGCUGUACAAUGA